Emiliania huxleyi CCMP1516 is the source of this 972-nucleotide messenger RNA. RefSeq lists its product as hypothetical. Bases 1 to 972 code for a protein of 323 amino acids. The record is from RefSeq and is a predicted model, not a curated record. The transcript has a single exon. Lineage: Eukaryota; Haptophyta; Isochrysidales; Noelaerhabdaceae.
AUGCUGUCGUCGAUCGCUCUCCCGCUGAUUGUGCUUUGCACAGGCUCCGAUGCGAGCCAGGUGGGGGACGUGGAGGGCGUGGAGGCCACCCCACCUGCCCCGGAAGGGGCACGCUUCCGGCUGCGCCCGCUCCUCCUCGCCGUGCCGAAUCCACACGCGAACCCACGCGACCGGCCGGGCACCUGGAACGGCCAAUCGGGGCAGGACAGGACCGUCCAUGCCCUGAUGCCGUCAGAUGGGAUGGGCAAUCGCCACCGAUUCUUCAUCGACUUGGCGGCGAACGAAUGGCGAAGGAACUCCAACACGCGUGCGCUUGAGCGCGACUACAACUGGGAGGGCCUGUGCAUCGAGGCUAACCCCUCGCUGCACGCGAGCCUCCUUUCUCAGAGAAACUGCACCGUCGUCGGAGCCGCCGUUGCGAGCACUGAGGAAAUGGUGCGCUUCACCCCUCGAGGGGUGUAUGGUGGAAUCGUCGGUAAGGGCAUGCGCAACUCCAAGGCGCACGAUGAGGACGUGAUUGAGAUGAGGACAGUGCCGUUUUGGCGCAUCCUCGAGCAGACAAAGGCACCGAAGACGAUCGACUACAUGUCGCUCGAUGUUGAGGCGCGAGCUCCUCCACCCCCAGACCGCACCCUCAGGAGCCGCAUCCUUGCCCUCACCCUUUCCCUUUGCCAAUUUCAGGGGGCGGAGAGUCUCGUGAUGUCCUCGUUCCCAUGGGAUGCGUACUCCAUCUCCGUGCUCACCGUCGAAAAUCCCAAGGAGGACCUCGUCCAGGCACUCGAGGCGCACGGCUACGUGUGGCAGUGCAACCACGGCCAUUACGGCGACGAGAUGUGGCUCUCGCGGAGGGCCCUCGAGUUCAAGCACGUCCAGCGGGCGCUUGCGCGGGGCAUCCAUAACUGCACUCACGACCCCAACAACGGCAAGCGGGUCCAGAGGAAGUGCGAUUGCGUGCCGCCGCCGGAGCCCUAA